Molecule: messenger RNA, 679 nt
Organism: Daldinia vernicosa
Lineage: Eukaryota; Fungi; Ascomycota; Sordariomycetes; Xylariales; Hypoxylaceae
Exons: 3
Coding region: 137-679 (180 amino acids)
Source: RefSeq, a predicted model, not a curated record
CUAGUGUCUUAAGUUGUCUAUUGUGAAAUGGUCACUCUUGUCUCGUCUCAUCUUCGUCUUUAUAUUCUGCCAGUCGCUGUGAGAUAAUAAUAUAUUAGGUACCUAACUCAGUCUUCAACUUGUCAUAUUCAACACUAUGAAGGUUGUUCUAUUCCGAGUCGCGUUCCUCGCUGCUGCUACUGCUCUGGUUGGUGCCCAGACGACGGAUAGCGAUGAUAAAAGCUCUUCCUCGUCGUCUACGGUUUGUGAAGCUCAGAAUAUUCUCGAUACUUGUCUCGCUACGACCGAGAGCUAUCUCAGUCUUUGCGAUAAUACUACGACCGACUAUGUGUGCUUGUGCGAUAAGUAUACCGCCAUCAUGACAUGCUUCGGCAACUGUCCCAACGACAGCCGAGAACCAAGCUACCAACAACAGAAGGAUCUCAACUGUAUGUACGCUACCGCGUACGCCACCACCUCCACCAGCCGCACCACCAGCCGCAGCAGCACGUCUGCUUCGUCCUCGAAGGCGACCGCGACCAGCGAGGGCGGUGUAAAGACCGCCGACGCCACUUCUACCGCGAGCUCCUCUCACGCCACCGGAGCCAUUCAGAGCGGCAACGGCGCUGGCGAGAGGGUAGUCCAUCAUGCUGGGGGUAGACUAGCCGCUGUUGCUGGUGUCAUCGCGUAUUUCCUGUAG